Messenger RNA from Neopelma chrysocephalum (saffron-crested tyrant-manakin), 2232 nucleotides. RefSeq names its product TIMP metallopeptidase inhibitor 2 (gene TIMP2). Bases 218 to 880 code for a protein of 220 amino acids. Gene Ontology annotation, biological process: negative regulation of endopeptidase activity; negative regulation of membrane protein ectodomain proteolysis. Gene Ontology annotation, cellular component: extracellular matrix. The record is from RefSeq and is a predicted model, not a curated record. The transcript has 5 exons. Gene Ontology annotation, molecular function: protease binding; metalloendopeptidase inhibitor activity. Lineage: Eukaryota; Metazoa; Chordata; Aves; Passeriformes; Pipridae.
GGCCCCGCGCCACGCGGAGGAGGAGCAGCAGAUCCCCGGAGCACGUUAAAGAGCGAGGCCGAGCGCGGCGGGGAGGAAGCGAACGGCUCCGUGGAGGCAACGGAGCGGCGGCCGCAGAGCGCCCGCCCCGGCCGGACCGAAGUUCCCGGCGGCGGCUCGGCCGGGCCCGGCGGUGGGUGCGGGAUCGGGGCCGGUGCCGAGCCCGCAGCCCCGCACCAUGCCCGCCGCGCUGCCCAGCCUGCUGGCCUGGCUGGCGGUGCUGCUGCUCGGCAGGGCCCGCCCGGCCGACGCCUGCAGCUGCUCGCCCAUCCACCCGCAGCAGGCCUUCUGCAACGCCGACGUAGUGAUCCGAGCCAAGGCCGUCUCUGCAAAGGAGGUGGAUUCGGGGAAUGACAUAUACGGGAAUCCGAUCAAACGCAUCCAGUAUGAAAUCAAGCAGAUCAAGAUGUUCAAGGGCCCCGACCAGGACAUAGAGUUCAUCUACACGGCUCCGUCGACUGCCGUGUGUGGCCGGCUGCUGGACACCGGCGGGAAGAAGGAGUAUCUCAUCGCAGGCAAGUCGGAGGGCAACGGCAAGAUGCACAUCACACUCUGCGACUUGGUCUCCACUUGGGACUCGCUGACCCCAACCCAGAAGAAGAGCCUAAACCAGCGGUACCAGAUGGGCUGCGAGUGCAAGAUCUCGCGCUGCCUCUCCAUCCCCUGCUUCGUCUCCUCCUCGGACGAGUGUCUUUGGACAGACUGGGCGAUGGAGAAGAACAACGUGGAUGGGCGGCAGGCGAAGCACUACGCCUGCAUCAAGAGGAGCGACGGCUCGUGUGCCUGGUACCGCGGCAUGGCCCCCCCCAAGCAAGAGUUUCUCGACAUCGAGGACCCCUAAGCCAAACGAGCGCAUUCCAGUAGCCAGUAGAAAAAAACCUGCGAGAUGUUAGACUGGUCCGUGCUGAUAUCAAACCCUGGAGACAGCAUGAAAAUCUGCUCGGCCGCGGGGGUCACCGGCGGCUGCCACGUGCAUGCGGGGGGCAGGGACCGGGACCCACUUCGUCGCAGGCACCUGGCAGCCCACGGCCACACCGGGCAACUUGGGCUUGUGCAGGGCCAAGCAGGGCGUGGGGACCCCCCUGCCAGGGCCGCGACUCCCCAGCCGUGCUUGGCCCUGCCCUGGCAGCUGUGAAGGAAUCGAGCCCUUCUGAGUGGCGGGAGCUGCCCCGGCUGCGUAGCAGGUCUACCAGUGCCCCCGCCGCGGGAGCCGCCCCCGCAGCUCUGCCCAGGCAGCCCUGCCCACCGCAGUGCCCAGAGACCCCCGUCCCCUCCCCACCCACUGCCCAUCCCCUCCCCUCGGGGUGUAGGAAGGGCACCUCUCUGGGCAGGGGCUCCAGAGGGCUUUACCAUGUGGCAGAGCCCCUGGCUGAGUGCAAGGGGCUCCGGGCCUUUCACAGGGCCAGAGGACUCCCGUGCAGGUGCCUCGUCUGAAAAAGCUGGAAGGGCACGCUAGCAUGUCAGGGGUGACCCCCACAUGCACCCGGCCACUGCUGCCCCUCUCUCCACAUGUUCCUCUCUCCAGUGGGCUCCAUUCCCCUGCAACCUCCUGCAGAUCCUUCUGCAGCUGCCACUGUCGGACAGGUUGAGACCCACUGGGCUUGGCAGGGACCCCUUGGCAGAGCACCAGGAGCCAGAGCUCUGGCUGCGCAGGCACAGGGUGUCCAUCCUUGCCUCGUGCGGCUUUGGGCUGCGCUGUGGCCCUCAGCACCACUGCAGCCAGGAGAGCUCCCUCUUCCGUGGUGCAGGGAAUGGAGCCUGGAACCGGCGGCAGGGCAGCUGCAGGAAAACCUGUCCCCUCCAGUGGACCCCCUGCACUCCUCGGCCCCACAUUCUCUGAGCCAUCCCCACGCCGCAGCGGUGCUGGCGUGUGCCGCAGAGCUGCCCCGCUGCGAUGCCCGUGGCACUGGCACCCAAAGCGUGCCAGGAAUGCUCCCCGCGGCCCUGCACCGGGGGCGUUUUCAUGCUGUGUGUCCCUGUAAGGUUUGAGAUGUCGUACUGGACCAGUCUGGGCAAUUGCAACAUAUUAAAGAGAAAAAUUAAAAAGAAAGAAAAAGAAAAAAAAACCCCACCCAACCUUUACUCAGUCCCGACCGCGCAUCCCAGGCGCUCUGUAUGGCUGUACCCGCUGUGCUCCUGUCGCUGCUGCUCCUCUGUCUUUGACUUCAAUAUCGCCACUUGUUUUGCCGCCGG